Messenger RNA from Daucus carota subsp. sativus, 1095 nucleotides. RefSeq lists its product as uncharacterized. The transcript is spliced from 2 exons. Bases 1 to 1095 code for a protein of 364 amino acids. The record is from RefSeq and is a predicted model, not a curated record. NCBI's taxonomy places the organism in Eukaryota, Viridiplantae, Streptophyta, Magnoliopsida, Apiales, Apiaceae.
AUGGAAGAGCUAAGACUCAUGUACAAGACUCAGGCAGUAACUUUAAAAGCCUUGGAGACACAAGUCGGUCAGUUGGCUAACGCUUUAUUAAGCAGACCACAGGGGAAUCUCCCUAGUGAUACAGAGGUACCAGGUAAGAGGGACCCUAAAGAGCAAGUCCAAUCCAUUACGCUGAGAUCGGGAAAAACUACAACAGGGUCUACCUCAACAUCAGUACAAGAUCAAGGUGAUGAACCGCAAGAAAUUCUAACAGAACUUCCUUCGAACACAAUUGGCAUCAACACUACUGUUGAAAAGGAUAAGGCUAGUCCUGCAGCUGCUCCGAUGUCAAAACCAGUAUAUCCACCACCUCCAUUUCCUAGGAGGUUAAAAAAACAGCAGCUGGAUAAACAAUUUGGUAAAUUCCUAGAAGUAUUUAAAAAGCUUCACAUCAACAUUCCGUUUGCUGAAGCACUCGAGCAAAUGCCUAGCUACGCCAAAUUCAUGAAGGGUAUUCUUUCGAAAAAGCUAAAGCUCGAAGAGUUAGAGACAGUGGCUUUAACAGAGGAAUGUAGUGCUGUGCUUCAACAGAAAUUACCACCUAAGCUGAAAGACCCGGGAAGCUUUACUAUCCCUUGCACUAUUGGGAAGUUCUCUUUUGAUAAGUGUCUGUGCGAUUUGGGAGCUAGCAUCAACCUGAUGCCUCUAUCGAUCUUCACACAACUUGGCCUGCCAGAGCUCAAGCCGACAAACAUGUCUUUGCAGCUAGCUGAUCGUUCGAUCACAUAUCCGAGGGGUAUAAUUGAAGAUGUGCUGGUCAAGGUUGAUAAAUUAAUAUUCCCAGCCGACUUUGUGAUUCUUGAUUUUGAAGAAGACAAAAGAAUUCCUAUCAUCUUGGGCAGACCCUUUUUAGCCACCGGACAAACCUUGAUCGAUGUACAAAAAGGGGAACUUACAAUGAAAAUACAAGAUCAGACGGUCACGUUCAACGCUCUAGGUAGUGCUUUCCAGGCACAGGGGGUCACAGUUCAGUGGCCAGUAUUCGGAGCGGGGAUGCAGUAUCUGCCACCUGAUUCACCUCCUGCAGAGGAGGGGGAGGACUCAGACACCGAGUAG